Messenger RNA from Haliotis rubra (blacklip abalone), 1900 nucleotides. RefSeq names its product toll-like receptor 6. Lineage: Eukaryota; Metazoa; Mollusca; Gastropoda; Lepetellida; Haliotidae. Gene Ontology annotation, molecular function: protein binding. The transcript has 2 exons. The record is from RefSeq and is a predicted model, not a curated record. The coding region runs from base 109 to 1767 and encodes 552 amino acids. Gene Ontology annotation, cellular component: extracellular matrix.
UCAACAUGGCGGUACAAGGCGGAUAACGUCUCAUACGUUGCCGUAAACUGCCGUGCUCAGAGAAUAUAUACAGGCCAUUAUGCGGAGUGUGUGUGCAAAGACAGGACAAUGGCUGCACAUCCUCAUAAACGAACGCAGAGAGAUUCCUACGUGUUUUGCCAGCUUGAUGCCGUAUACCGCGACAUGCUGCAGCCGUUGACCAACCUUGAAGUCCUUGACCUUGCUCACAAUCAUCUCUUCCGUAUUCCUCCGCACUGUUUCGAUGACAUGACGAAGAUGAAGCUGCUUUCUCUCAGUAACAACCAGAUCGAGCACUUCUUUGACGGGCUACUAUGUGAUGUGUCCAGCCUGGAGGUUCUUCUCCUUCAAGAUCUACCUCUCACCUCUUUCCCCGCGAACCUGUUUGAAUGUGGCUCGGAUUUCCAGUCGAGUUUAAAAAUCAUUGAUAUCAGUCAUUCGAAAAUAUCCACACUUAAGAAAGGAGACUUUCAGUCACUAAAACAUCUUGGUCUUCUUGACCUUUCAUACAACAACCUAGACACGCUUCCAGAAGAGCCGUUCCUUGGGCUGUCAUCUCUUCAGACUCUUGAUAUGUCAGGAAAUAGUUUUAUUGAACUGCCCACAACCCUCUGUGUCGGCGACUUGUUCAACCUCCAGGAACUACAUCUCCAGGGUAACGCAAUCAGUUACAUUGCACCCCAUUGGUUUAUAAACAUGACAGAACUUCAAAUCAUAGAUAUGAGCAAGAACAAACUAUCCAUCAUCAGCGAUGGCUUAUUUUCAACACUUCCGAAACUCGAGGAGCUAAGCCUAAAGGGAAAUGGUCUGACUAUUGACUCUGCAAAGGAUCUGUUUCAUGAGUCCAGGCUGAUGCGCAGACUGGACCUCAGUGAGAACAACAUCAGGAACAUUGAUAAUCUAUUGGAUGGAACCUCGAUGAGACACGUGGAACAUCUUGAUCUCUCUUUCAACAACAUCUCAGCUAUCCGGGCACCUUUAAACAAAAGGAAUGAAUCUGUUUCUCUGAAGUGGCUCAAUCUUGAAUCAUGUGGCAUUGAAUCUGUGGUUCGUGAUGCCUUCGUCCAUAUGGAGGUUCUGGAAUACGUCAAGCUUGUGAAUAAUUCCAUCACGUUCGUGCCAUUGUUUGAUGCUCGCCUCGGUGCCAUGUUUUUCUUCAGAGGGAACCCUAUCAUCUGUUCGUGUGGGAUGGUGUGGCUGGAGGAACGCUGGCUUGACACAGAUACCGUAGACAAGAUGUCGACGUAUGACUAUGAUGUUGACGUGUGCAGGACCUACCCGUCCAUGAUGGUCAAACCGAUCAGACAUUUGUCCGAUCGGGAAUUCAUGUGUCCGGUUCCAUCCAACUGCCCUCCUGAAUGUGACUGUUUCGUUCUCAAGGAAGGAGGAUCUGUAUAUAUUACGGUGUGUAGAAACAACUUGACUGACAUUCCACAAAACCUGCCACACGAUUCGGAAUAUUUGUAUCUUGAUGGCAACAACUUUCACACCGUACAAAGAAUUUCAAAGGGGUUCCACUAUACUGAAAAUGUGUUUCUUAACAACAGUGGCGUUGUGUCGUUUGGGGAGGAUGUGUUUAAAGACUUCAGCCAUGUCUUCGUCAUCGACAUAAGCUUUAACGACUUAAAAUCAUUGCCAACUUCCAUAUUUCAAGGACUGAAGUAUCUGAAAGACAUUAAUCUGAAACACAAUCAUUUGACACACAUCAGUGAAGGACUUUUGAAAAAUGUUCCGCACUCCAAAACAUAGACAUAAGCGACAAUAACAUUCACCACAUUCUUCCAGAGACGUUGCAUGACCUAGAUCAUCUCGACACAUUACGCUGGAUUAAAAUAGCCGGUAACCCUUUAAUCUGUUCUUGUCCGAAUCAGGAGUUCCGCCU